AUGAGGUACCGCACCUUGCUCCUAUUCCUCCUUUACUCGUCCUUUGUCCUUGCCAACGUCGAGAAAGUCAUCUUCGUUGCUCCUCCCGCUCAGUCUCCUCCACCGGAUGCUGGUAUUGACAAUCUCCUGCUGACUCCCCUCUCCGAUGGACACCCUAAGGUCAGAACUCAUAUCAACGCAAGCUUUCCCACCAAAGAAUCUCCCAAGGGAACCGAGAGUUGGUUUCUCCUGGAGGGUUUACGUCCACAUAGACGAUAUGAAGUCCGUGUCUGCUGGCUGGCUACGCAACCUACGUCCUUUUGGCUUUAUACCCAUCCUGUCGACGUCACAUUCGGAAAUCCUAGCCUUCUUACUGCCUUGAAUACAUAUUCCCACGCCCGGCAUGCUCAACUACGUGCAGAGGACAAGCAGACACUUCAGUGCCGAAAGACGACUCCAAGCAUGGAAUCCACAUUUCUCUUCGUCCAAAUUUUUGCUGCGGCCGACUACUUUAGCCUGAACCAAACUUUGAUGGAAACGGUACCUCCAGUUGCCGUCGAUGUCAUAUUAGAUCCUUACAUUCUCAAUGUCUUCCCGUCAUCAUUACUUUCCAUCACAGUAUAUUUGGUGCUCAUCUCAGUUGGAGCAUGGUUUCUCUCCGGCCAGGUACUUCACCUUCUUAACGACACAUGUCAAAAUCCCGCCCGACAAAGAAACGGAAAAGUUUGA
Rhinocladiella mackenziei CBS 650.93 is the source of this 708-nucleotide messenger RNA. RefSeq lists its product as uncharacterized. The transcript has 2 exons. The record is from RefSeq and is a predicted model, not a curated record. NCBI's taxonomy places the organism in Eukaryota, Fungi, Ascomycota, Eurotiomycetes, Chaetothyriales, Herpotrichiellaceae. Gene Ontology annotation, cellular component: mannosyltransferase complex; endoplasmic reticulum membrane. Bases 1 to 708 code for a protein of 235 amino acids. Gene Ontology annotation, biological process: GPI anchor biosynthetic process. Gene Ontology annotation, molecular function: mannosyltransferase activity.